Molecule: messenger RNA, 6601 nt
Organism: Phacochoerus africanus (Common warthog)
Lineage: Eukaryota; Metazoa; Chordata; Mammalia; Artiodactyla; Suidae
Gene: SCN9A
Product: sodium voltage-gated channel alpha subunit 9
Exons: 27
Coding region: 336-6299 (1987 amino acids)
Biological process (GO): neuronal action potential; sodium ion transmembrane transport; membrane depolarization during action potential
Cellular component (GO): axon; plasma membrane; voltage-gated sodium channel complex
Molecular function (GO): protein binding; voltage-gated sodium channel activity
Source: RefSeq, a predicted model, not a curated record
GCAGUCUCCUGGCCAGUUCUCUGCCGCGCUCCCGCGGCGGGUGUCCGGUGUCCAAUUCCGAGGGCUCGACUGGCUGGGGCUGGGCUAGCUUGUGUGCCCGCAGCGGGUAGUGGCAGGCAUUCUCUGAGCAACAGGAGCCCAGAGAAAGAGGGAACAUCACCUGCAGCGGAGAGAACGCCAGGGGAAGGAAGCCGGGAGCAAGUAAGGGCCCCUGAAGCCUGCACCCUCCCUGGGGCGAGACCCUGCGGGCACUCUGGAUGGACGUGGUCCGCGGCAAGGUAGCAAGCCUCUUAUGUAAGGAGCUGAAAGGGAAAUAAAAUAUACAGGAUGAAAAGAUGGCAGCGUUGCCUCCCCCAGGACCUCAGAGCUUCGUCUACUUCACAAAACAAUCUCUUGCCCUCAUUGAACAACGCAUUGCUGAAGGAAAAACAAAGGAACCCAAAGAAGAAAAGAAAGAUGAUGAGGAAGAAGGCCCGAAGCCAAGCAGUGACUUGGAAGCUGGCAAACAGCUCCCCUUCAUCUAUGGGGACAUCCCCCCAGGGAUGGUGUCUGAGCCCCUGGAGGACCUGGACCCCUACUACGCAGACAAAAAAACUUUCAUAGUGUUAAACAAAGGGAAAACAAUCUUCCGUUUCAAUGCUGCCCCUGCUUUGUACAUGCUUUCUCCUUUCAGUCCUCUAAGAAGAAUAUCUAUUAAGAUUUUAGUACAUGCCUUAUUCAGCAUGCUUAUCAUGUGCACUAUUCUGACGAACUGCAUAUUUAUGACCAUGAGUAACCCUCCAGAUUGGACCAAGAAUGUAGAGUACACUUUUACUGGAAUAUAUACUUUUGAAUCACUUGUAAAAAUUCUUGCAAGAGGCUUCUGUAUAGGAGAAUUCACUUUCCUUCGUGACCCGUGGAACUGGCUUGAUUUUGUCGUCAUUGUUUUUGCGUAUUUAACAGAAUUUGUAAACCUAGGCAAUGUUUCAGCUCUUCGAACUUUCAGAGUGUUGAGAGCUUUGAAAACUAUUUCUGUAAUCCCAGGCCUGAAGACCAUUGUGGGGGCUCUGAUCCAGUCUGUGAAGAAGCUCUCUGAUGUCAUGAUCCUGACUGUGUUCUGUUUGAGCGUCUUUGCACUGAUUGGGCUGCAGCUCUUUAUGGGCAACCUGAAGCACAAAUGUGUGCGGUCACCCCUUGAAACUAAUGAAACAAUAGAAAGCAUAUUGCUUAACCUCGAUGAAGCAGACUAUAAAAAAUAUUUGUAUUACUUGGAGGGAUCCAAAGAUGCUCUCCUUUGUGGUUUCAGCACAGAUUCAGGUCAGUGCCCAGAAGGGUACAUCUGUAUGAAGGCUGGCAGGAACCCUGAUUAUGGCUACACGAGCUUCGAUACCUUCAGUUGGGCCUUCUUAGCCUUGUUUCGACUAAUGACCCAGGAUUACUGGGAAAACCUUUACCAACAGACACUGCGUGCAGCUGGGAAAACCUACAUGAUCUUCUUUGUUGUGGUGAUUUUCCUGGGCUCCUUUUAUCUAAUAAACUUGAUCCUGGCUGUGGUUGCUAUGGCCUAUGAAGAACAGAACCAGGCAAACAUCGAAGAAGCUAGGCAGAAAGAAUUAGAAUUUCAACAGAUGUUAGAGCGACUUAAAAAAGAGCAAGAGGAAGCUGAGGCAAUAGCACUGGCAGCAGCUGAAUACACAAGCAUUGGGAGAAGCCGAAUAAUGGGCCUCUCGGAGAGUUCUUCUGAAACAUCCAAGCUGAGCUCCAAAAGUGCUAAAGAAAGAAGAAACAGAAGGAAGAAAAAGAAUCAAAAAAAGCUCUCCAGUGGGGAAGAAAAGGGAGAUGAUGAGAAACUAUCCAAAUCAGAAUCAGAGGAGAGCAUCAGGAGAAAAAGUUUCCACCUUGGUGUUGAAGGCCACAUGCGAGCUCGUGAAAAGAGAUUGUCCACCCCUAACCAGUCACCGCUCAGCAUCCGUGGCUCCUUGUUUUCUGCAAGGCGGAGCAGCAGAACAAGUCUUUUUAGUUUCAGAGGUCGAGGAAAAGAUAUUGGAUCUGAAACAGAAUUUGCCGACGAUGAACAUAGCAUUUUCGGAGACAAUGAGAGCCGAAGGGGCUCACUGUUUGUGCCACAUAGACCUCGGGAGCGACGCAGCAGUAACAUCAGUCAGGCCAGUAGAUCCCCCCCAGUGCUGCCGGUGAACGGGAAGAUGCACAGUGCCGUCGACUGCAAUGGUGUGGUCUCCUUGGUUGAUGGACACUCAGCUCUCAUGCUCCCCAAUGGACAGCUUCUGCCAGAGGUGAUAAUAGAUAAGGCAACUUCUGAUGACAGCGGUACAACCAAUCAAAUACGCAAGAAAAGACGUCCCAGUUCUUACCUCCUUUCUGAGGAUAUGUUGAAUGAUCCCAAUCUCAGACAAAGGGCUAUGAGUCGGGCAAGCAUAUUAACAAACACUGUUGAAGAACUUGAGGAAUCCAGACAAAAAUGCCCGCCUUGGUGGUACAGAUUUGCACACACAUUCUUGAUCUGGAAUUGCUCUCCAUAUUGGAUAAAGUUCAAAAAACUUAUUUAUUUUAUUGUAAUGGAUCCUUUUGUAGAUCUUGCUAUUACCAUUUGCAUAGUUUUAAACACAUUGUUCAUGGCUAUGGAACAUCACCCCAUGACUGAUGAAUUCAAAAAUGUGCUCACUGUGGGAAAUUUGGUCUUUACUGGCAUCUUUGCAGCUGAAAUGGUGUUAAAACUAAUUGCCAUGGAUCCAUAUGAGUAUUUUCAAGUAGGAUGGAAUAUAUUUGACAGCCUUAUUGUGACCUUAAGCUUAGUGGAACUUUUCCUAGCGGAUGUGGAAGGAUUGUCAGUUCUACGAUCAUUCAGACUGCUCCGAGUUUUCAAGUUGGCAAAAUCUUGGCCAACACUGAACAUGCUGAUAAAGAUCAUUGGCAAUUCUGUGGGGGCUCUAGGUAACCUGACCUUGGUGUUGGCCAUCAUUGUCUUCAUCUUUGCUGUGGUCGGCAUGCAGCUCUUUGGCAAGAGCUACAAAGAAUGUGUCUGCAAGAUCAAUGAAGACUGUACACUCCCACGCUGGCACAUGAAUGACUUCUUCCACUCCUUCCUGAUUGUGUUCCGGGUGCUGUGUGGAGAGUGGAUAGAGACCAUGUGGGACUGCAUGGAGGUCGCUGGUCAGGCCAUGUGCCUUAUUGUUUACAUGAUGGUCAUGGUCAUUGGAAACCUGGUGGUUCUCAACCUAUUUCUCGCCUUAUUACUGAGCUCAUUUAGUUCAGACAAUCUUACAGCCAUUGACGAAGACACUGAUGCAAACAAUCUCCAGAUCGCAGUAACCAGAAUUAAGAAAGGAAUAAAUUAUGUGAAACAGACCUUACGUGAAUUUAUUCUAAAAGCAUUCUCCAAAAAGCCUGAGAUUUCCAAAGAGAUAAGACGAGCAGAAGAUCUAAAUUAUAAGAGAGAAAACUAUAUCUCUAACCGCACACUUGCUGAAAUGAGCAAGGAUCACAAUUUCCACAAAGAAAAAGAUAAAACCAGUGGUUUGGGGAACAGUGUGGACAAAUACUUGAUGGAAGAAAGUGAUUGUCAAUCAUUUAUUCACAAUCCCAGCCUCACAGUGACAGUGCCAAUUGCACCUGGGGAAUCUGAUUUGGAAAUUAUGAAUACUGAGGAACUUAGCAGUGAUUCAGAUAGUGAAUACAGCAAAGGGAGGCUGAACCGAUCGAGUUCCUCCGAGUGCAGCACCAUUGAUAACCCUUUGCCAGGAGAAGGAGAAGAAGCAGAAGCUGAGCCUGUAAAUUCAGAUGAGCCAGAGGCCUGUUUUACAGAUGGUUGUGUACGGAGGUUCCCAUGCUGCCAAGUGAACAUAGAAUCAGGGAGAGGAAAAAUCUGGUGGAAUAUCAGGAAAACCUGCUACAGGAUCGUUGAGCACAGUUGGUUUGAAAGCUUCAUUGUUCUCAUGAUCCUGCUCAGCAGUGGUGCUCUGGCUUUUGAAGAUAUAUAUAUUGAAAAGAAAAAGACCAUCAAGAUUAUCCUGGAGUAUGCUGACAAGAUAUUUACUUAUAUCUUCAUUCUGGAAAUGCUUCUAAAAUGGGUAGCAUAUGGUUAUAAAACCUAUUUCACCAAUGCAUGGUGUUGGCUGGAUUUCUUAAUUGUCGAUGUUUCUUUGGUUACUUUAGUCGCAAACACUCUUGGCUACUCAGACCUUGGUCCCAUUAAAUCCCUUCGGACACUUAGAGCUUUAAGACCUCUAAGAGCUUUAUCUAGAUUUGAAGGAAUGAGGGUGGUCGUGAAUGCCCUCAUAGGUGCAAUUCCUUCCAUCAUGAAUGUGCUCCUUGUGUGUCUUAUAUUCUGGCUAAUAUUUAGCAUCAUGGGAGUAAAUCUGUUUGCUGGCAAAUUCUAUGAGUGUAUUAACACCACAGACGGGUCACGGUUUCCUACAAGCGAAGUUGAAAAUCGUUCUGCAUGUUUUGCGCUUAUGAAUGUUAGUCAAAAUGUGCGAUGGAAAAACCUGAAAGUGAACUUCGAUAAUGUUGGACUUGGUUACCUGUCUCUGCUUCAAGUUGCAACAUUUAAGGGAUGGAUGGAUAUUAUGUAUGCAGCGGUUGAUUCUGUUAACGUAGACAAGCAGCCCAUAUAUGAGUACAGCCUCUACAUGUACAUUUAUUUUGUCAUCUUUAUCAUCUUUGGAUCAUUCUUCACUUUGAACUUGUUCAUUGGUGUCAUCAUAGAUAAUUUCAAUCAACAGAAAAAGAAGCUUGGAGGUCAAGAUAUCUUUAUGACGGAAGAACAGAAGAAAUAUUAUAAUGCAAUGAAAAAGCUGGGAUCCAAGAAACCACAAAAGCCUAUACCUCGGCCAGGGAACAAAUUCCAAGGAUGUAUAUUUGACCUAGUAACAAACCAAGCAUUUGAUAUCACCAUCAUGGUUCUUAUCUGCCUCAACAUGGUAACCAUGAUGGUAGAAAAAGAGGGACAAAGUUCAUACAUGACUGAAGUUUUAAAUUGGAUCAAUGUGGUUUUUAUUAUCCUUUUCACUGGAGAAUGUGUGCUGAAACUGAUCUCCCUCAGACACUACUACUUCACUGUAGGAUGGAACAUUUUUGAUUUUGUGGUUGUGAUUCUCUCCAUUGUAGGUAUGUUCCUAGCAGAUUUGAUAGAAAGGUAUUUUGUGUCCCCUACCCUGUUCCGAGUGAUCCGUCUUGCCAGGAUUGGCCGCAUCCUGCGCCUGAUCAAAGGGGCCAAGGGGAUCCGCACGUUGCUAUUUGCUUUGAUGAUGUCCCUGCCUGCGCUGUUCAACAUCGGCCUCCUGCUCUUCCUGGUCAUGUUCAUCUACGCCAUCUUUGGAAUGUCCAACUUUGCCUAUGUUAAGAAGGAAGCUGGAAUUAAUGACAUGUUCAACUUUGAGACCUUUGGCAACAGCAUGAUCUGCCUGUUCCAGAUCACCACCUCUGCUGGCUGGGAUGGACUGCUAGCACCUAUUCUUAAUAGUGCACCACCUGAUUGUGACCCCAAAAAAGUUCAUCCUGGAAGUUCAGUUGAAGGAGACUGUGGGAAUCCAUCUGUUGGGAUAUUCUAUUUUGUCAGUUACAUCAUCAUAUCAUUUCUGGUCGUGGUGAACAUGUACAUUGCUGUCAUUCUAGAGAACUUCAGUGUUGCUACUGAAGAAAGUACUGAGCCUCUGAGUGAGGAUGACUUUGAGAUGUUUUAUGAGGUUUGGGAGAAGUUUGAUCCAGAUGCAACACAGUUUAUAGAAUAUAGCAAACUCUCUGAUUUUGCAGCUGCCCUGGAUCCUCCUCUCCUCAUAGCAAAACCAAACAAAGUACAGCUCAUUGCCAUGGAUCUUCCCAUGGUUAGUGGAGACCGAAUCCAUUGUCUUGACAUCUUAUUUGCUUUUACAAAGCGCGUUUUGGGCGAAAGUGGAGAGAUGGACUCUCUUCGUUCACAAAUGGAAGAAAGGUUCAUGUCUGCAAAUCCUUCUAAAGUGUCCUAUGAACCCAUCACAACUACACUAAAACGAAAACAAGAGGAUGUGUCUGCUACUGUUAUUCAACGUGCUUACAGACGUUACCGCUUACGGAAAAAUGUAAAAAAUAUAUCGAGUAUAUACAUAAAAGAUGGAGACAGAGAUGAUGAUUUGCGCAGUAAAGAAGAUAUGGUUUUUGAUAAUGUCAAUGACAACUCAAGUCCAGAAAAAACAGAUGCAACCCCAUCUACCAUCUCCCCACCUUCCUAUGAUAGUGUAACAAAACCAGACAAAGAGAAAUACGAACAAGACAAAACAGAAAAGGAAGACAAAGGGAAAGAUGGCAAGGAAGGGAAAAAAUAAAUCUUCAUUGUUGAUAUUUUGUUUACAGCCUGUGAAGGUGAUAUACUUGUGUUAAUAAGACUAUUUUAAGGAGGUCUAUGCCAAAACUCUUUUUAUCAAAAUAUUCUCAAAGUCAGUGCAGUUACUAGCUCCGAUUUCCUAACACAGGUGGGCAGCAUUAGCAGAUGGCUAUUUUUGCAUUGGCAAACGAUUCUGUAAGAAUUGUUAAGAGUAACUCUACAGGGAUUAUUGAUUAUAGCAAACAAAGGUGAUUCAAUUUUGUUUACUUUUAAUAAAUCAGAAGACCAUGUAGAAAAUGUUGA